This is a messenger RNA of Anthonomus grandis grandis, 467 nucleotides long. RefSeq lists its product as uncharacterized. Bases 51 to 428 code for a protein of 125 amino acids. NCBI's taxonomy places the organism in Eukaryota, Metazoa, Arthropoda, Insecta, Coleoptera, Curculionidae. The record is from RefSeq and is a predicted model, not a curated record. The transcript is spliced from 2 exons.
UUUACCUUUAAAAACUAGAAUGCAAUCGUUUAACUAUUAUUUAACCAGCCAUGCCCUCGAGCAUAUUCAUAGUCUUGACUGCACUAUUUUCCUUGGCAGUGAGCAAUAAACUACAAUGUUACGACUGCAUAUCCUACAGUAAUGUCGAGGAAUGUCGAGCGAACAUUAGCCGCACGCUAAUGUGUGAGCACACAUGCUUACAGGCCAGUUUUCGGAUCGAAGUCCCCUCAAUGGACCCUCAAAAAAUCUAUGCGAGAGGAUGCGGACCAGAUAAUGGUUGUAAUAAUUUGGCAAAGGGAUAUCUAUCAGAUGUCACAGAUUACAAUUGUUCAGCGUGUUUUAGCGAUUUGUGUAAUGACAAGCCAUUUGAAGGCAUAGACAAAAAAAGUACUUCUAAUGAGCUUUGCAUUCAUUAUUUGUUUAAUUAAUAUUGUACUAUUUUUUUAAAUAAAGAAAUUUUAAUUUUA